Messenger RNA from Lasiosphaeria miniovina, 1224 nucleotides. Its product is annotated as CTLH/CRA C-terminal to lish motif domain-containing protein. The transcript is spliced from 3 exons. Bases 1 to 1224 code for a protein of 407 amino acids. The record is from RefSeq and is a predicted model, not a curated record. Gene Ontology annotation, cellular component: nucleus; cytoplasm; GID complex. NCBI's taxonomy places the organism in Eukaryota, Fungi, Ascomycota, Sordariomycetes, Sordariales, Lasiosphaeriaceae. Gene Ontology annotation, biological process: proteasome-mediated ubiquitin-dependent protein catabolic process. Gene Ontology annotation, molecular function: ubiquitin protein ligase activity; protein binding.
AUGGCGGAUCAAGAAGCGUCCAAGAUAAACCUCGACAACCAUCUCCUCCUCGACCAACCGCUCCUCCGUCUCCCUUACGAGCUUCUCCGCAAGAACUUCCGAUCCGCACAUUUCACCUUCGAGAAGGACUCCACCUUCGUCAAGAACCUGUUAAAGGAGACGGCCAACGGCUCGCUCAACGGCAGGACGACACCUCAAGAUGUCGUCAAGAAUCUGGAUACCAUGCUGGCAAGGAUUCGAGGUAUGAAGCGGAAGCUUUCGGCCUACGCUGACGAAGAGACACGCCUCCACCGCCAGGUCGAUGCCCGUGUCGCCCACCUGCGCGAGCUCUCUGGUGUUCACACCGUCGACGACGUCAAGUACGACGCUUGGUCCCGUCAGCGGCUCGACCGCCUGCUAGUAGACUACCUGCUUCGCCACGGCUACAAUGCCUCGGCCACUUCCCUCGCCGAGGAGCGCCAGAUGGUGGACCUGGUCGACAUUGACACCUUUGUGGCCAUGAGCAAGAUCCGCAAAUCGCUUGAGGAUCGCAGCGUACAGGAGGCGCUAGCCUGGUGCAACGAAAACAAAAAGGAGCUUCGUCGGAUGCAUUCGAAUCUCGAGUUCAUGCUCCGCUGCCAGCAGUUCAUCGAGAUGAGGCGUGCUGGCACUCCCGCAAAGAUGGCCGAGGCAAUUGCGCACGCCAAGAAAUAUAUCGCGCCCUUCAAUGACACGUACACCGAGGAAGUGUGCAACAUGGCGGGCCUGCUGGCGCAUCUCCCCGACACUAAGCAGGAACCCUAUGAGUCGCUGUACAGCCUGGAGCGCUGGACCAAGCUCGCCGACGUAUUUGUCGAGGCACAUAACAAGCUACUGGGCCUGCCGUCCUUCCCGCUCCUGCAUACGGCGUUAUCGUCGGGCCUUUCGGCUCUCAAGACGCCCGCAUGUCACAGCAGCACGGCCACGAGCUCCUCUCGGCCCAGCCACAGCACCAGCUUGACGACGAGCGUCUGCCCUAUCUGCUCAACCGAGCUCAACGAACUGGCGCGCAACGUGCCAUAUGCUCACCAUAGCAAGAGCCACGUUGAACACGAUCUGCUUCUCCUGCCCAAUGGCCGCGUCUACGGCAAGGACCGCCUUGAGGAGUACGCCGUCAAGGCCGGUCUGCCGCCGGGCCAGGUCAGAGAUCUGGUGACUGGAGAGUCAUUCGCCGUGGAUAAGUUGAAGAAGGUUUUUAUCACAUAG